AACCAUGAGUGAAGAUACAAAGUUUAUCGUAUCAGAGUUGAACAAGGUUUUGGGAAAAAAUUACAACUUAAUUUCCUUUAAUUCCUUGAGCCCUGAAGAUCUGCUGCAGGUAUUGAGUGAUGUAAUAUCAGAAGUACAACAGCAAGGAGGGCCAAAAAUCGACAUGAGAACCGAAAAUCCUGAACAAAGUUCCAUUCGCCUGCUUUCAGCAUUACGAAUCCUAAACUACCAACCAAAUAAAGAUCCGAUGUCGUUUAGACAAGGAUUGAUAAAGGGAGAUACAGAAAUAAUCCAUGACAUUUUGAAAUGGCUCCUAUCAAACAUGGAACUUGUUCGGAAGAGGACAUAUUUAUCUCGAUUUUUAGUAAAGAUCGAUGUACCAUUUGAAUAUCUUGAAGAUCCAGAUAUAUCUUUAUUGUACGAUCAGUACUCAAAAUUGGUUGAAGAAUUUAAAAUGGUUCAUAAAGAACGAGAGGCUGGAAAAAAGGCAGGAGAGGCUGCGGCAGAAGUGAAAGCAGAUUUAAAAGCCAUGGAAAAGGAGCGAGAAAUAAUAAUGGGACGGGUGGAGAAAAUGAAAAUGAGAGCCGAACCAGGUCUUCACCUGUUGUCAGCUGCGCAAGCACUAAGACUCGAAAGAGACAAGGAACGAGAAAUUGCCAUGCAAAAGGAACAAGAAAAAGGAGCCAUGUCGGCACUUCAAGUUUCUCUUCACAGAGCAGAACGGGAGUUACAAAAUCUGAAACAAGCCAGUGCGGGUCUGACACCUCAGGGUUUGAUUCAACGACUGUCAGAAGAAAUAACAGUGCUCGGUGUUGUUGCAAAUGAACGACUGCCUUCUGAACUGACAGCGAAGAAGGCCCAAGUUAAUGCUUUAAGGAAAGUCGUAGGAUCUCCUCACGUAGGGCCUGAUGAUAUCGGAGCCUUGAGAAAUAGAUUAGAUCUUGCGGCAAGAGAACUUCAAGCUUUGGUAGAAAACAAGGCUGCAGGAAGUGGAGCAGAUAAGAUGGUACCAUUUAGACAACAAGCCGCUGCUGUAGCCAGUAUGAAACGUAACACAUUAGACAGACUAGAAAAGACCGAAGCAACUUUGGAAGAGCUGUCAAUAAGAUUAGAACAUAAACGAGACGAGGCUAGACGUUUGGCAGAAGAGCCAGCACCAAAAGGUGAUGAAUUAAAACGAUACGUGGCAAGACUCAAAGCAAGAAGUGCUCUUUACAAAAGGUGUCGCAGUGAACUUGCUGGCCUCAAAGCGGAGAGUGGUGUUCUACAUCGCACCUUGGCUAUCCUUGAAAAUCAGAUGUCCCAGAUAAAACCCAGUAACGAGUCUCCUUCAGUGCGAUCCGUAUCUGUUCUGCCCGAUGAUUGCACCGUAGAAAGUGCAUCAUUGAUCAAUACACAGCUAUCUCGAAAUAUCUCUACAUUCAGAGCUCAAUUAGCUCCAUUAUUAAAUGAAUUGCGACCAUUACGACAAAAGUCUGAAGAACUGGAUGAAAGAUAUGAAAGAGCACAUAGAAGUCAUAGCUCGGUUGAUGCAAAUAUGGAAACUACAAUGAAUAAUUUGUGUUCUGAAGUUGAAGGGCUUCGAAGAAAUAUAAAUGAGAGUACUACUCAGGCUGAACGAUUGAGUGAAGAGGUAGCCAAGCUGAAAUUAGCAGAAGAUAGAAUUCAGCAGGAGAUACGAACUUAUGCAAGCCCUGGAGGAGGAUCAACUUUAAGAGAUGAAUUGCAAGAAUCAAUACAAAAAGAAGAGAAGAAAUUGAAGGUUUUAAAGGAAGAAGAACAACACGUAAAAGAACAUGCUACUCAAUAUGAGAACCAAACGCAACAGUGGAGCAAUCUUAUUUCAAUUUUUGAAUGCAAAUUGCAAUGUGCUGAAGAAAACAAGCGCAGAGAUGGAAUUGUAGUUCGAGGUCAAGGAGCAGAGCGACUUAUAUUGCAGUAAAACUCAAGGAAUAUUAAAAUUAAUUAUUACUUGAGAAAAUUGUUUUUUAUAAACAUAUUUAUGUAGACAAAGUUACUUAAUAAGUACUGAUCAA
This is a messenger RNA of Orussus abietinus, 2036 nucleotides long. RefSeq names its product intraflagellar transport protein 81 homolog. Bases 5 to 1942 code for a protein of 645 amino acids. Gene Ontology annotation, biological process: intraciliary transport; cilium assembly. Lineage: Eukaryota; Metazoa; Arthropoda; Insecta; Hymenoptera; Orussidae. Gene Ontology annotation, cellular component: cilium; centrosome; intraciliary transport particle B. Gene Ontology annotation, molecular function: tubulin binding. The transcript has 13 exons. The record is from RefSeq and is a predicted model, not a curated record.